Plasmopara halstedii is the source of this 162-nucleotide messenger RNA. RefSeq lists its product as uncharacterized. The record is from RefSeq and is a predicted model, not a curated record. The transcript has 2 exons. Bases 1 to 162 code for a protein of 53 amino acids. Lineage: Eukaryota; Oomycota; Peronosporomycetes; Peronosporales; Peronosporaceae.
AUGUCGCGUUUGUUCGCACCACCUAAUCCGGCGUAUCGAAUACGCUUUAAGUCCGAAACAGAGGUGGGAAUUAGCAGACUAUGCUCGGUGGUUGUGAGCUCUUUCUACUUCAAUGGCAUGCGGCUCGGUCCAAGUCCUUACGAGUACACGCCACCAUUUUGA